CUGUGUUAAUUGCUUAUCCUUCCCUCCAAAUUUCAAAGAAAAUAAAAAUACAUUGUUAUGGCUCUUGAAGCGAUAGACGAUUAUUACGACCUAAAUGACAUAUUAUCAACAAAUGAAAAAUUACCAUGUAAAAUAGAGAUGCCUAUAUAUCGAUUAGGCUAUCUGGAUUCCAGUUCUACGAGUGAUCAUUUAAACCCAGGGACAAAGAUUGAAUUACCUUACUGGAUGGCUCGCUCAUUGUGUAGUCGCAAACGUCACAUGGUCAGUGUUGAACUUCCAAAGAAUUACAGGGAAUCAUACCGUGAGAUUCUGACAGCUGAUGCCUCCGUAGUUGACCUACAUAAGCUAGGACCAUUUUACUACAGUUUUGGGACCCACUUGCUCAAAUUUGAGUUGCCAGAUUCACCGGAUGUUGCUAAGAUCCUUGUCAAGGCAUUUCAGGCAAGGUUUAGGAAAGUGAUGGACUCCUCGCAAAAUGCUUACAAUGAAGACACUACAAAACUCACAGAAAAACUGGACGAAUCAGAAAGACUUUUAUUUAAAGCUGGUCAGUUAGGACUUAAUGAUUUCAUGAGAUGGGAGACAAGACAGACGGAAAAACUGACCACGUCAGAAAUGGUGAAAAAUCAUCGGAAAAGAAAGCGUGCUGUGAUGGAAGAUGUGAUGUAAAGAACAAAAUUAAUGUGUUAAUGCAAUGGUCUAUUGUUUCAUUGCUAUCAGAUACAGACAAAAAAUCUCAAUAAAAAUUCAUCGUGUUUAAAUUUUUGGCAGACAAACUACAUUUGAUGAUUUGCUGUUAGGAGUAGCAAAGCAUGUUUAUUGUAGAAAGUUGAGAUAGGGUGUGCAGUGUUUAGAGCCUCUGCAAAUUUCAGUGAAGGAGUUUUAUUCAGAUGGUGCAUUGCUCUUCAUUUUAAAGCUAUAACUUCACUUAAAGAAAUUACAUAUACUUACUUAGUAAGAUUAUUAAGUGCUAGGCAACGUUUUUGUGGUACAUCAUGUAUUGAUUAUUUAGUUGUUGUGUAUUUAUUGUAAUUUUACAUGAAAUAUUUUCAUUUUUCCAACCAAUUAUUAUGCUAUCAGUUCAAGUGUAUAAGAUUUUUACGCAUAUUUUGAUGUUAUCUAUAGAUAUUGUAAUUCUUUCUCAAGUGUGUUAAUUUUGAAUAUUGUAAACUAAAACAUGUACAUUUUGUAUAUCUAAGACAUUAUUUCUUAAUUUUGAAACAGUAUGUUCAUUAAAAGUGUGGAUUAUAUAUGAUUGACCAAUGUUUAUUUAUUUUUAAUCUUGUAAAGAAGUGCUAUUUUAGAAUGUAUUCUCAUUCAUCUUUACUUCCAAACUUCGUCCAGCAGGCGAUUGUGGCAUGGUAAUAGAUGGUAACCAGAACUUGGUUAAUGUGGGGUUUUUCCGUCUAAUUCAGGGGUACAAACUUUGACCAUUAUAUAGAUAUUAAAGUGUAGAUUCAAUAUUGAAUUUAUUAAACAUGUUGUUAAAAAUUAUAUUAUGCGAGCCUCUGGCAAAAUAUUAUUUUAUUCAACAAGUUCAAUAAAGUUAUGAAUCUACACAAAUUUAAUUUUCUAUUUAACACAUAGCCAACAUAAAAUUUAUUUACUAGGCAUUUCCACACAUAGCCAACAUAAAAUCUGUUUACUAGGCAAUGUUUGUAUAACACUUAUAAUGUCACAACAAAAUAUAUGCACAGCCAUGCAAUACUGUUUUUAAGGAAAUGCAUAAGCGACACUGGUAUGUGAUAAAGCUUCACAUUGCACUAUCGUUUACAACAGUGCUCAAUAGAUUAUGCUUAUUAUCAAUAGCUUUUUAACUGUGAAAGUUUGUUUGUACUUAGGACUUAGAUGGGGAAAAACACUCAAAUUGCCAAGCUCACAAAUAUCUCUUUUUUCAUAAAAUGUUUCCUUUUCAAUUAGAAGUUAUGUUAUAAAUAGUAUUUAACAUAGAUGAUAUUUAAAUAAAAUUCAUUAACCAA
Molecule: messenger RNA, 1979 nt
Organism: Ruditapes philippinarum (Manila clam)
Lineage: Eukaryota; Metazoa; Mollusca; Bivalvia; Venerida; Veneridae
Product: DNA replication complex GINS protein PSF3-like
Exons: 4
Coding region: 58-669 (203 amino acids)
Biological process (GO): mitotic DNA replication initiation
Cellular component (GO): GINS complex
Source: RefSeq, a predicted model, not a curated record